UAAUAAGAGAUAUAAUUGAAUAAUAUAAUAUAUUUAUGAAUGAAUAAUGGUAUAUCAAAGCAGUAGAAUCAAUACGUAUGAAAGAUCAAUGGUGAAUCACCUUGAGGAAAAAACAAAUAUUAUAUAUCAUGCAGCAUUUAAGCAAUUUUUGAAGUCUAAUGUUAGAAAUGAGGCAGAUUCGCGAAAUACAAAAGCCCGAGAAAAACUUACAUAUCUUUCUAAACAACAAUUUUAUGAGCUAUCUACGGAUGUAUAUGAUGAGCUUAUACGUAGACAAACGAAGAAUCUUGAUACAACAUUUUUGCAGCCGUGUGAAUCAUUUCAUCCUAAAAGGAAUCAGGCACGUCAAAAACUGUCUACACUAUCUAUAUUACGCUUUUUGGAUCUUCUAGGGGAUGUAUCAUUUGAAUUAGAACGAAGAUUUCCAGAAUUAGCAGAAAACUCAACAGCAUCUAAGUGUAAUGAGGUAUACGCAGAACCAUGUAUUCAAACAUCGGAACCUACGAAUAUGUUACUUAAUUCGGGACUGUUAGUUCCAAAAACAUUUCAUCCAGAUACAAUUAUUCCAAACAAGUCUGUUAUGAUUGAGGAAGGAUCUGAUGCGGAAAUUUCACCUAUUAAAGCGUCGGGUUCAUCGAGUUCAUUUCGUUUAGACGCAGCUGCUUCACAAGAAUUAUCUAGAAGUUUAGAUAAAAAGACCGAAGAUUAUAAUCUUAGGUUGAAAGAAAUAAAUUAUCAUGAAAAUAUAAUAAGUUGCAAAAAACAAACAAUUAAUGAUAAAACCGAAUCCAUAGAUAAUACACUAAAGAAUGAGCCUACAGCAGAUUAUGAACACCGUAUAAUUACUCUACAAAAUAAAAUAUUUUUUUUCGAGUCUCAACUCAAUAUAGUUAAUGCAAAAUUAGCAGAAUCAGAACAAGAACUUUCCUUGAUUAAAAAAACAUAUGAAAAAAAUGUUGAGGAUGAAAUACAGUUAAGGAAAAAACUUGAAAUUAAUCUAAAAGAGCUUCAACAGUCUAAUAAAAAUCUAAAUGAAGAAAUACAAAUCCUUAACAAAAAACAAGAUACACUGAAUAAAAAUAAUGAAAAAUAUCAAUUAUUACUUCUUAGUUAUGAAAAAUUAAAAUCCGAAAUGGAGGAACAACAACGAGUUACGAAUGAGGUUAAACGUGAAGCUAGAGAAUUUCUUAAAGAGAUGAAAUCUUUAUCGGAGAAAGAAACAUCUUCAUGGCAACAAAUCGAAACAUUAUCACAACAAGUAUCUUUUCUUCAAGAUGAAGUUAAAGAAUGGAAAAAUCAGUAUUCAAAAGUUAAAUCCCAACUUCUUGGUUUGAAAGCAACAUCUUAUACUCAACCUUUAAAAUUUAAAGCAAAUUAUGAAAAUUGCAUUGAAGAGCAUGGAGUAAUUAGCAAUAUUGCUAUCACGAAUUUCCAAAUUGCAAUAGACGAUCUUUUGCAUGCUGGAAGAUCCUCGGAACAUAAAAGUGUCCUAGAAGCUAUGAAAGAUGUAAUUGUAUCAAUAAAAUCAAUAAAUAUGAACUUAGAAGACAAUAAACAUAAAAGUAUAUUUGAUGAUCCACAAAAGAGUUCGGCUAUUGCAAAAUUAAAGUCAAGAAUGUCUGCUACUACUAAUAAUUUAAUGAUAGCUUCUAAAAAUCAUGCUCUUAAUAAAGGGCUAGGUCCUGUUAGUUUAUUGGAUGCUGCAGCGUUUCAUCUUACUGCUACUGUUAUCGAAUUAGUUAAGCUCGUAAAAUUGCGACCUUCAACUCCUGCAGAUUCGCAGGAAGAGUUGAAUGAUAAUUUCGAUAAUAUCAAAGAAUUACCUAUAGAUUUAUCUUUAACACAAACUAAUUUAGAUGCUCCAGAAGACAAAACACCAGAAAUAUUAUCAAAUGAUGCAGAUAUCCCUGAUAUUUGUUCAACAAAUACUGAUACUUCAAAAAUGCCGAAAACUUCCGUUCUAAAAGCAGUAAUAGAUUCCGACUUUGACAAUAAUUUAGAUGAUUUUAAGAUUUUCUUAGAAACAAAAACAGAAGAUAUUGUUGAAUUAAUACAAGCUUUUCUUUCGUCUAUAAGAGCUGAUGCCCAGAUAAAAAAACUAAAGGACCAUAUGACAAAAAUAACAAAUAUUGUUCAAAGUCUGGUCUCAAAAACUUUUCAAGUUAUAGCAAUAGAAAAUGAUGAGAACCUAAGAGAAAAAAUAUCAACAAUAAUAAAUGGGUUAAUAAAUUGUUGUUCUAGAUCUGAAGAACUACUCGGUGAUAAAAUUGAAAAUAUUAAUAUUGAUAAAUCAUUUAAACAAAAACUAGCAGGAAUCGCAUUCGAUAUUGCUAAACAAACAAAGGAAUUACUAAGAACAAUAAAUGGUAAUAAUGAGAAUGCAUAAAUAUAGAAAUAUAAAAUUCUAAAUAACUAAAUAUAUUGGCACAAAC
Molecule: messenger RNA, 2432 nt
Organism: Pneumocystis carinii B80
Lineage: Eukaryota; Fungi; Ascomycota; Pneumocystomycetes; Pneumocystales; Pneumocystaceae
Exons: 14
Coding region: 47-2386 (779 amino acids)
Cellular component (GO): actomyosin contractile ring; cell cortex of growing cell tip
Molecular function (GO): MAP kinase scaffold activity
Source: RefSeq, a predicted model, not a curated record